CUGUAAACAAAAUGAUUCAGAUUGGUUCGUGCUCGAAAUCGAGAUUUUGAAAGGGGAAAGAGCUUCUUCCAGACAUUGAAUCAAAACCCAAUCCCUCAAAUCUGAAUCUACAAAAAGCUCUUUACCUCACUUGGUAUGUAGCAUCAUCCCCUCACUUUCUCAUCUCCUCACUUAGGGUUCCCUCUAAACUCAGCCGCCUCUCUUACCUCAUCCCUUUUAGGGUUUUCCCCCAAAAAAUCAAAAAACCUUUUUCAGAUGGAAGGAAGAAGGAUCACAGCUAGCCCUAGACCUUGCAGUGGAAGAAGAGUCGUGGCGAAAAAGAGGACUCGCCCCGAUGGGUUCGUGAACAGCGUUAAGAAGCUCCAGCGAAGAGAAAUCUCGUCUCGGAAAGAUCGAGCUUUCUCAAUCAGCACUGCUCAGGAGAGAUUCCGUAACAUGCGUCUAGUGGAGCAAUAUGAUACUCAUGACCCCAAGGGGCAUAGUUUAGUAGCGUUACCGUUUUUGAUGAAGAGGACUAAAGUUAUUGAGAUUGUUGCUGCGAGGGAUAUUGUCUUUGCGCUUGCUCAUUCUGGUGUCUGCGCUGCUUUCAGUAGAGAGACGAACAGGAGGAUAUGUUUUUUAAAUGUGAGUCCAGAUGAAGUUAUAAGGAGCUUGUUUUACAACAAGAACAAUGAUUCCCUCAUCACUGUCUCUGUUUAUGCUUCUGACAAUUUCAGCUCUUUGAAAUGCAGAUCCACUAGGAUUGAGUAUAUUCUGAGAGGUCAGCCAGAUGCAGGGUUUGCUCUUUUUGAGUCUGAGUCAUUGAAAUGGCCUGGUUUUGUAGAGUUUGAUGAUGUCAAUGGAAAAGUGCUUACGUAUUCUGCGCAGGACAGUGUGUACAAGGUUUUUGAUCUGAAAAACUAUACCAUGCUGUAUUCCAUAUCAGACAAACAUGUUCAAGAAAUUAAAAUCAGUCCAGGGAUAAUGUUAUUGAUCUUCAAGAGAGCUACAAGUCACGUCCCUUUGAAGAUUCUAUCGAUAGAAGAUGGCACAGUUCUCAAGUCCUUUAAUCAUUUGCUUCACCGGAACAAGAAAGUUGAUUUCAUUGAACAAUUUAAUGAGAAACUUCUCGUGAAGCAAGAGAAUGAGAAUCUCCAAAUUCUUGACGUUAGAAACGCUCAACUAAUGGAAGUUAGUAGAGCCGAGUUCAUGACACCCUCUGCGUUCAUUUUUCUCUAUGAGAACCAGCUGUUUCUAACGUUCAGGAACCGGAACGUAUCUGUGUGGAACUUUCGAGGAGAGCUCGUGACUUCCUUUGAGGAUCAUCUCCUAUGGCAUCCGGACUGUAACACAAACAAUAUCUACAUAACAAGUGAUCAAGAUCUGAUCAUCUCAUAUUGCAAAGCAGAUACCGAAGAUCAGUGGAUAGAAGGAAAUGCGGGAUCGAUCAAUAUUAGCAACAUAUUGACUGGGAAAUGCUUAGCUAAGAUAACGUCAAGCAGUGGACCUCCAAAAGAAGAUGAGAGCAGCAGCAGCAGUAGUUCCUUGGGGAACAACUCGAAGCAGAGAAGAAACGCUGUGGCUGAAGCUUUGGAAGACAUUACGGCUCUGUUCUAUGACGAAGAGCGCAAUGAGAUAUACACAGGAAACAGACACGGCUUUGUUCAUGUGUGGUCCAAUUGAUUUCACAUCAUCAUCAUCAUGUUAGCUACUUCUACUACUUGUACUGUGUUAUUUGGUUUACUUCAAUUGUGUGUGUAGCGAUCAAUCUGUUUUAACUUAGUGUCUUUCGAGCAGCUAUUCGUGUUGUUGUGAACUACGUUUGGGCAUGUGUUUGUGAUUCAGAAUGCCAAUUAUGUACACUAGUGUCAUUGUACGUAACAUUUGGGUUUGACGAAAUGUAUUACAGACCCUUUAUUACAUCUUUGCUAUUCCUUUGGAUGCUAACA
This is a messenger RNA of Brassica oleracea var. oleracea, 1928 nucleotides long. RefSeq lists its product as uncharacterized. Lineage: Eukaryota; Viridiplantae; Streptophyta; Magnoliopsida; Brassicales; Brassicaceae. Gene Ontology annotation, molecular function: protein binding. The record is from RefSeq and is a predicted model, not a curated record. The transcript has 8 exons. Bases 256 to 1662 code for a protein of 468 amino acids.